Morone saxatilis (striped sea-bass) is the source of this 4965-nucleotide messenger RNA. It is a transcript of the gene ikbkb, whose product is annotated as inhibitor of nuclear factor kappa B kinase subunit beta. Bases 249 to 2480 code for a protein of 743 amino acids. NCBI's taxonomy places the organism in Eukaryota, Metazoa, Chordata, Actinopteri, Moronidae. Gene Ontology annotation, molecular function: protein binding; ATP binding; IkappaB kinase activity. Gene Ontology annotation, biological process: positive regulation of transcription by RNA polymerase II; peptidyl-serine phosphorylation; tumor necrosis factor-mediated signaling pathway. The record is from RefSeq and is a predicted model, not a curated record. Gene Ontology annotation, cellular component: cytoplasm; IkappaB kinase complex. The transcript has 22 exons.
ACAGGAAACAUGAGAAUCAGGAAGUAGAAAGUUUGUGAGAUAUGUUGUGUCGCCAAAACUCACUACUAUAGUAAAAAAAAAAAAAAGUUUAGGUCGUUUAAAGCCCGGAUACGCACAGAGUUCAAAGAAAAGCAGGUGUGAAAACGUGCUUACGAAGUCUAAGGUAGGAUUUAGUUUGAGUAAUACUGAAGGUGAAGCGCUUGUCUGCAUGGAAAUUCAGUCCGAACACGGGACCAGCUGAGGAGGCCAUGAAUCGAGUCCCCCUGCAGCAGCCGCAGAGCUGUGGGUCCUGGGAGCUGAAGGAGCGACUGGGCACCGGAGGGUUUGGGAAUGUCACAAGAUGGCAAAAUAAGGACACAGAGGAACAGAUCGCUAUAAAGCAAUGCCGUCAGGAGCUGAGCGAGAGAAACAAAGAAAGAUGGUGUCUGGAGAUCCAGAUCAUGAAGAGGUUGGAUCAUGUUAACGUCGUUGCAGCCAGAGAGGUUCCUGAGGGAAUGGAAAAACUGGUGGCAACCAAUGACCUACCACUGCUAGCAAUGGAGUACUGUCAGGGAGGGGAUCUGAGAAAGUAUCUGAACCUCUUGGACAACUGCUGUGGAAUGAGGGAGGGCUCCGUUUUGAUUCUGUUAUGUGACAUUUCUUCGGCUCUAACCUACCUCCAUAAGAAGAGGAUCAUCCACAGAGAUCUGAAACCAGAAAACAUUGUGAUGCAGCAGGGAGAGAAGAGAUUGAUCCACAAAAUUAUAGAUCUCGGCUACGCUAAAGAGCUGGACCAGAGCAGCCUUUGCACCUCGUUUGUGGGAACACUACAGUACUUAGCUCCAGAGCUCAUUGAGAGACGUAAGUACACGGUCACUGUGGACUACUGGAGCUUCGGGACUUUGGUGUUUGAGUGCAUCACAGGAUUUCGUCCUUUCUUACCAACCUGGCAACCCGUUCCUUGGCACCAUAAACUGAAGCUGAAGCAGGACAAUGAUAUUGUCGUCUAUGAGGACCUCACAGGGGAAGUUCGCUUCUCUAAACACCUGCCGCAGCCCAACAACCUCAACAGUCUGCUAUUAGAGAAACUGGAGAGGUGGCUGCAGCUGAUGUUAAAGUGGUCUCCUCAGGAGAGAGGCAAAGACCCCGAGGCUACACCCAGCAACUGCUUCUCCCAGUUGGAGCUCAUACUGCAGCUUAAGCUGGUUCAUGUGCUGAACAUGAUGUCUGCUAAGAUCCUGACAUACUCAGUGGCGGACGAUGAGACUGUGGCAGACCUGCAGCUGAGGAUAGAAAAAGACACCAAGAUCCCUGCAGCCAAUCAGGAGCUGCUUCUGGAGGCGGGGUUAGCCUUGGAACCUCAUGGACUGGCUACACAAUGCGCCGUAGAUUACACCGAGAUAGAUGGGCGACGGACAGACUUGCCUCUGGUCUUCCUGUUUGAUCGUUCCUCUUGCAAUUAUGAACCUCACUUCGCUCCUCGCACCCUUCCGGAAAACAUCCGCUUUGUCCAAACUGACCCUAAGCACCUCCUGCCUUACAGCCCUCUGAGGAGGACUUGUGGCCAGGCAUGGCACACCAUCCGCUCCCUAAAGGAAGACUGGCAAAGACUGCAGCAGGGGCAGAAAGCAGCCAUCAUGAGCCUGCUGAGACACAACUCUUCACUGUCCAAACAGAAGAAUGAGAUGGUGUCCAUGUACCAGAGACUCAUGGCCAAGCUUGACUUCUUCACCACCAGCCUUCACAUAGAUAUGGACAAAUACCAGGAGCAGACAGCCACCGGGAUCGCGUCAGAGAAACUCCUGUGCGUGUGGAGGGAGAUGGAGCAGACUGCUGUUAGCUGUGGUCAGGCCAAGGUGAGUGAACUGGAGGAGGAGAUGAUGCAGCUGCAGCCAGACAUAGUGGAUGUGCAGAGACAACCGUGGAGGAGUGGAGAGGCCCUGGACACUCUCGAAGGAAAGGCCAUGGAGCUGUUCCGCAAACUCAGAGAGAAACCCAGAGACCAGAGGUGUGCAGGGGACAGUCAGGAGGUGGUGCGCCUGGUGGUUCAGGCGGUGCAGUUCUAUGAGAGGAAGCUCAGAGACUUCUACACACACCUCAGUAAGACCGCAGUGUGCCGCCAGCGUGUGAUGGAGCUGCUGCCGAAGGUGGAGGGCGUGGUCCAGAGGAUGGCUGAGAGCGAGCAAGUCCUGAUGGGUCUGCAGGAGAAACGACAGAGGGAGCUGUGGAACCUGCUCAAAGUCGCCUGUAGUAAAGUUCGCAGCCCGGUGAGUGGGAGUCCCGAUGGAUUACGAACCCCCUCUUCAGUGCCGCCUCUACUGACCCCCAGACACAGCUUACAUCAGUUUGACGAGUCUCUUGUGGAGGAGAGCAGGACAUUUGAGAGUCGACUUCAGAGUUUGCUGCAUGACACCAUCCAGGAAUCGGAGAGCAGUAUGGAGAUGUUGAGCGAGUGGACGUGGCUGCAUGGAAGCCAGAAUUUCUCCAGUGACCUCUCUUAAAUUGGGUUUCAUUCUUUGCUUACUUGUGGUACUUUACUGCCUCUGUGUGGAUGGGAUGUCAAACUACAAGAGGAGUUGGUAUUAGCUGUUUGUUUAACAAUGUGAAUAGUGUAAUAGCUGCUGGCACAUAUUUGUCUAAUGACAUUAAGAAGAGGGUAAAUCUACCCACACGCCUGACAGUGUAAACGAGGAAAAUGAAUGCCAACCUGUAGUGCACUGAAGCAAAUCUAUCUCUAAUUAGGAUUAACCAGAAUUUACUAAAGCAGGACGUUAUUUAUUUACCCAUUUGUAAUUUCAACAAAACAUUAUAUACAUUUUGGGGUAAAAUUACAUUUCUUUAUGCACAGAUCGACCGUUCCAGAUACAAACCAUUCAGAAAAUAUUCCCGCUAUGUUAAAACAACUGACACACAUAAAGAGCACAUUUUAUCCUCAAAAAAUAUUUCUUUAUAUUUCUUUCACUGUGUUUCAUGGACUUUUAUCAGGAAAGAUUAUAUUUUAAGAUUUAUGCACAAUCAUCCGAAAUAAACAGGAUUUUAGUUAUAUUCUACAGAUAUCUCUGCCUUGAACUGUUUGUUCUGAACUUAAAUGUAAGUGUUUAUCCGUUUUUAUGUGUUUCUCACUGGACCAUCAUUUUUUAUUGCAACUAUUUUAGUAUCAUUUAAUGAAAUGGGUAACAUGUAAAAUUAAUAUUACAGUAUAACUGUAUGUUGAAUGAUGUAUGAAAGUGAUCCUUUUUGGGGUUUUUUUACAUUCACUGAUAAUUACAUGGAGGGUGGCCACAAUAACAGGAACACUGGCACAAUAUGGUGCAGUCCAGUAUCCCUGCAAUAAUAAUUAAGUGUAAAUAAUUAAGAGGUUGGGUGUUUGUGGUUAUAGUCAAAAGCAACACAAAUCUCUUGGCUUAGUCCAAUAUGGUGAUAAAAACAGCCAAUUUCUAGUCUAAACUUCAAUUUUUAAACAUUUAAACCUUGUUUUACUCUAAACAGUGCAUAUGCAAAUAUUGAGCCAAUGUAUGGACUGUAGCAAACCUGUGAAAACAGCUACAAAACUAACCAAACUGACUUUUUAAUACCACCAUAUCGCCAUUAUAUUUUAAUCUAAUGUGACUGCUACAGCAAUUUGAUAUUGCACAGCUUCAUCUGAACGACUGGAGGCAGUCCUUACUGUAUAUAGAUAAUACAAAAUGAUAAGAAAUGUUAGUGUCAAGUGUCUGUGAUAUCUUGUCUCUUAUGUACAUACUCUGUUAAGAUUGUAAUGUCUGAAUAACAUAAUGUUAGACAUUUCUUUCAUCAUUUUCAAAGCAAAAACAGAAAUUUGUAUCUUGAAUACAGUAUUUUACUGUACUGUCAGUGAUGUUUUCUUUAAGAAAGAGGGCACAGGUUCUCCUCUAUCUUCACCUCUUUUAUGCCAACCAAAUCAAUAAUAAAGAAAACACAAGAACAUAGUGUUUUUCCAUUCUUUAUUCCAUUCAAUAAAAUCAGUUUGAGGUCCUAAAGGUUGACUAACUCCCCUAUACAAAGCACAGCACAGAUAAAGUGAAAUGUAGUGGUAAAGGCUGAACAGGUACAGGACACAAAACGAGACAAGACAAAGAGGUGACAAAGAGUUCCAAAUUGCCAUUGGCCCUUUUACCAAACAGGACCUGAAAAAUAGACAUUUAGGCAACUGCAGGUUCACAGUUUUUAACUGUGUUAUUGAGGUCAAAUGGUGGAAUCAAAGUCAGUCCACCCAGUCUGAGAAGGAUCAGCCACUCUUUGUCUUUUCUGCUUAAUUCUCUCCAGCUUUUAUUGCAUUUGUUUACAGUCACUGUACUUGUCAAUAGAAAACGUCCAUCUUGCCUUGAAAGCAUGCAACAAAACCACAAUAUACCAAAACAAGCUUCCUCUAAUAAUCAUAUUAAUGUCUAAAACCCAGAGUAUGUCUGAACAAAAAAUUAUCUGACCACACAGUCAAAAUAAGAAGGUGCUUCAAAUCUUAUUUCAGAAAGAAUACAGAUAUGUCUGAGACACAAAUGCUUUAUUAAAAGUGCACUUUGUCUGGUCAAACUGGUAAUGAGUAGCACAUUGGAGAACAGGGGUUUGCAUGAAUUUACCUGGUUGACAAGUCUGUUCUUUUGUUGUACUCUGAUAAUGUAUGCUCAAAAGUUGGUUGUGGGACCUGUAAAUAAUGUAAAAUUUUAAAAUAACCAACACAAAAUAAUGUCUGAUUUCUUUAAAAUUACAGUACUGGAGGUCCUGGAGGCUGCUUGGGGUUUCAGGGUUAAGGCCAAAGAAUGUGUGCAUAUGUGUGUAGGACUCAGAGGGAAGAUGUGUUUACGUGUCACUGAGUGGACCUUUUGCUGUGUUUUCACAUUUGGGUUCUUCAAUCUUCUCCUGGGUUGUUUUCCUCUCCUCUCGUCUGUCCUCCCAGUGAAUCUUUUUACGCCUCCAGCUCGAAACCCAUGCCGACUUUGUGUCCACCGCCGUUUACGUUCUUCCCGUCAA